UUAACGUCAAUGAAUACCGGUAGUAAUUGCAACGCGAGCGAAUGGUUCUUCUAUAAGUGAUGGAUAAUGUUGUGCUCUUACCUCAGUAUUUAGUCAACUAUAUUCGGAAUGUCCAUUCAACUUGGCAAAUUGUGUUCAUGUAUCAUACAGCAGCAUUUCGGCGAUGUAGUUCGAACUGUUGCUGAUGAUUUAUUCACUGCAGUAGCGAAAACUCUCACAAUGAUUGUCAACAGUACACAGCUAACAAAAUCAGAGGUCUGCAAAGCUCUUGCUAUAUUACUCAAAUUUGGAUUAGUGCGUUAUCAACCUAAUAAGGCUCUAACAGGCACUGAAUAUAUUUUGGAUUAUGAGAAAAUAUUGAUGGUACUGAGAUACCCUCGCUAUGUACACUUAAUUCAAACUAAAUAUGGUCCUGAAUCUGCAAUAUUAACAGAAGAAUUGCUUCGGGCAGGAUAUCAAACUGCAUCGUAUAUCAUAUUAAAAGCAACCGCAGCUUCCGAUGAGAAAGACAAAGGCACUAUCACUAAACUGCGGGAAAAGUUUAAUGACUUGGUGACAAAAAACUACUUCAUAAGAGCACCUUCGCCGAAGCCUGUCGAACAGAGCGCCGAACUAAUGAUACUCGACUAUGAAGAACAAAAUCUCUUCCAGAUGCCUGAACUCGAUCUUAAGAAGCUGUUAGAUUUACAGGAAAAUAAGAUCAAUAAGGCACCCGAUGAGGGAAUUUAUUGGUUGGUGAAUUUAGAGAAGUUCCAUCUGGAUUUUCGCGAUACAAUUAUGAUGAGUGCAGUGGAACGAUUGGUCGAUGAAAACGCUGGCGAAAGUUUGACCUAUUUGUUGCAAUUAAUGUACACUAGGACUAAGCCGUGGGAAACGGUAUCGAAUCCCAUUCCUAUGGUUGAGUUGAAACAAAUUUGCGAGAAGAAAUCCAAUAAUUCAGAGCUGAUCAAAUAUUUAGACCAAUACAUUGCUGUGAUCGAAUCGAUUGGGUUUCUGAGCAAGUUUGGUGAUAUGGGAGGCGGUCAGUACACACUUAACAUGAAAAGAAUAUUCGAACAGCUUACUUGGAGCUGCAUCGAAAAUGUAAUAACAGAAAAAUAUGGAUCGAAAGCAGCUCGCAUUUUUCGAGUAAUCAGGAUGAAGAAGUAUGUUGAACAGGAAGAUAUACAAAAGGAAGCGAUGGUUCCGGCAAAAGAAGCAAAACAGUUGACUUACAAACUGAUGCAGGAAAAUUAUCUUCAAAUUCAACCUUUCCGCAAACUGGGAGGUGGAAAUGCUGGAGCGCCAAAGUCAUUUUUCUUGUUUUAUGUUAACCAAACACAAAUUGUUGCGAUGCUGCUUGAAAUAUGCUACAAAUCAUUGUAUAAUUCUAUCACACGAUCAACACACGAUAAAACCGUUAACAAGCGGCUUAUUGAGAAAAGUCAACGGCUGGAUAGUAUUGUGGAAGCGAUGAAGGACCGCGGGGAAUCAGAGGAUUACAUUGCUGAAAUACAGGAAACGUUAACACCCCCGGAAAAAGAGAUACUGCACAAAGUGAAAAUACGAGUGAAAAGCUUGUAUAGCGCGGAGAUUGGAAUUGAUGAGACUAUUUUUCUUCUAAAAUUAUUUCAACAAUAUCAGAAGAAAUAAAUCUAUUUUUUAAAAAGUUUAAA
This is a messenger RNA of Toxorhynchites rutilus septentrionalis, 1655 nucleotides long. It is a transcript of the gene Polr3C, whose product is annotated as DNA-directed RNA polymerase III subunit RPC3. The transcript has 2 exons. Gene Ontology annotation, molecular function: single-stranded DNA binding. The record is from RefSeq and is a predicted model, not a curated record. Gene Ontology annotation, cellular component: RNA polymerase III complex. Gene Ontology annotation, biological process: DNA-templated transcription. NCBI's taxonomy places the organism in Eukaryota, Metazoa, Arthropoda, Insecta, Diptera, Culicidae. The coding region runs from base 109 to 1632 and encodes 507 amino acids.